AACCCUGCAGAGGCCAGAGGGGGCCUCGCAUCUGAUUUUGCCAGUGGCCGUCUGUGCGCCGGCAUGAAGCGCACGGUGAGCGAGGGUGAGGGCGGCGGGCGCAAGGACGGCAUACUCGGCGGCAACGACGAGGCGGCCGUCGGGCCGCACCAGGCCAUCCGACUCGCACUGCUCGGCGCAGGGCCUUACGGUAGUGAGAAUGAAAUGAAGAAUGCACCUGCGGCUGGAUGGAUGGAUGGCCGUGUGUGCGGUGUUUGUGAUUAUUGUCCACACACGCCUGCAGCUCGUGAGAUAGUGGUGCCGAUUCUGCUGCAGCUGCCGGCCUUCCACCUCAAGGCCGUCUGGUCCCGCACAGAGCGGUCGGCGGCCUACCUCAACAGCCUCAGUGCGGGCGGGUCGCUCGAGACCUACUGGGGCGGACACUUCUUCAGGAACGAACUCACGCCAGAGAAACAGCCAUACCAGCAAUGCCAUCAGGAGGAGGGCAAAAAUGGUGGCAGUGGUAGUGGUGGUGGUGGUGGCAAGGAGGAGAGUGGCGGUGGGGGAGAGGGCGCUUCAGGGAUGGGUAGCAGUGACAACACCAGUAGGGGGCUGGAGGACCUGCUGCGGCGGGCUGACAUCGACGGCGUUGUCAUUGCGCUGCCCGGGCUAGUCACCGUGAGGGACAGAGAGAGAGAGAGAGAGGCCAAUGCAAUUCCAUCUGUGUGUUCUCUGUGCUGUGGCGAGUAAUGCCUCUCUCUUCUCUUCUCUGUUUGUGUGCAGCCGUCGUUUGUGUUGCGAGUGUUGCGUGCGGGGAAGCACGUCUACAGCAGCGGGCCGAUAGCGCUUGACGAGAAGACGGGCGCCAGCCUGAUGCAGAUGUACCACGCCAAGUUCGCCGCCAAACUCACAUGGUCCGUCGGCAUGGACAUCAGAUACGAAUCGGCGUUCACCAAGGCAAGCUAGGGAUGGAAGGGAAGGAAGGCACACACACACACACACACACACACACACACAAAGGCCUGCAAAGACACACACACACACACAAAGGCCUGCAAAGACACACACACACACAAAGGCCUGCAAAGACACACACACACACACAAAGGCCUGCAAAGACACACACAACGGAUGGAUGGAUGGAUGGAGGGGCGUGUUGGUGUGUGGUGUGUGUGUGAAGGUGCGGAUGAUGCUGCCUGAUCUAGGAGAUGUGUUGGGCGCGCAGCUGCUGGGUAACUUGGGUUGGGUGGGGCCGUGGGAUCCUGUGCAGAUGGAUGACGCCGCUGUGUGUGUGCGUGCGCGUGUGUGUGAUGCAGCUGUUCGUGCGGUCGGUGCUGGCGACCACGCCACACUCGCACACCUCCGCAAACAGGCCAACCAGCCUGGUGGGUUCACUCGCCCACUACACACACACACACACAGAGAGAGAGAGAGAGAGCGAGAGAGAUGUGUGUGGUGGUGGUUUUGGUGCCAACCAACAGGUGGUCUGUUGCGUGAGAUGCUGAUGCCGUAUGUGGGCAUCAUGCGCAAGAUACUAGGUGGGGAGGGAGGAUGCACUGCACUGCACGUGUGUUGUGUGUCGGGUCGGUCACACACAUCGAUGUAUGUGGUGUGAUUGAUGUGCGAUUGUGUGUGUGUCGACAGGCGACGUUGCGUGUGUGGCGGCGUUCCCGUCACGACACAACGAGUUGUUCAGCACUUACGGUGGGUAUGGGUAUGGUAUCCCUUCACGCUUUCAUGCCGUCCAGUCCACACACCACAUAAGUGUAAGUGUGUGUGUGUGUGUGUGUUGUGGAUGGAUGGAUGGCGAUAUAGAUACGUUGGAUGGGGUCAUCUACUUCGAGUCGGGCACCUCGGCGACGGUGAGCGUGAGCCUGGCCAGCCAGGGGCCCUCCUUCCUCCUCACUGUCACCGGCACCAACGGCAAAUUCGUAGUCAAGAAUAACACCAUGCAAGGAGGUGUCCUGCUGUCCACACCCACACACACCCACAGACACACCCACAGACACACAUCGGGUGUAUAUGUGUGUGUGUGUCUGCCAGGUUACACCGUUCAGCGUUGUCUGCAGCAUUUCGAGCACCCCAUGCUGCACCCAACAUCUGGCACGGCCUUCGCCAUCCAGGUGAGGUGGGUCGCACACCACACCACACCACACGACGCAACACAACACGACACAGGCAAUCGAUCAACUGCCCCAAUUCUAUGGGCGGUGUGUGUGUGUGUGUGCGUGUGUAGGCGUGGGGCGAGGCCGUGCGCCACGAGCAGCCCGACGUCUGGAACACACCAGUGCAGGUCAGCCAGCCAAGAGACCCAGAGGCAGGUUGUGGAGUGGAUGGAGAUGCGAUGCGAUGCCGAAUUCCAUUGCAUUCAUACCAGGCGUUGCACGAUCUGUCGGUGUCGAUGACGUUGGCGCAGUCCAAGGGGAUGCCCAUCCGGUUCAGGGAGAAGGGGCCCAACUGACACACAACACACAACACAACACAACACACCAUCAAGGAUGGAAGGACGUAGCGAGCGACGGACGGACGGACGACGGACGGACAGACACCACACCUAGGGGCCUGCCUGCCUGCAUGCCUGUGUGUAUCUGUGUGUGUCUGUGUCUCUAUGGGGUGCGUGUGGUGUGCAUAAUGAUGAGACUGACUGGUUGGUUGGCUUCCCGCAUGGUUGUGAGUGUCUGUCGUGGCCAGUGG
Molecule: messenger RNA, 2673 nt
Organism: Vitrella brassicaformis
Lineage: Eukaryota; Vitrellaceae
Source: the annotation of a GenBank genome assembly